Molecule: messenger RNA, 1131 nt
Organism: Suillus clintonianus
Lineage: Eukaryota; Fungi; Basidiomycota; Agaricomycetes; Boletales; Suillaceae
Product: RNA 3'-terminal phosphate cyclase domain-containing protein
Exons: 3
Coding region: 1-1131 (376 amino acids)
Biological process (GO): RNA processing
Cellular component (GO): nucleus
Molecular function (GO): RNA-3'-phosphate cyclase activity
Source: RefSeq, a predicted model, not a curated record
AUGUUACACAUCGAUGGAAGCUUUUGUGAAGGCGGCGGUCAGCUUCUACGCAACGCCGUCGCUCUCUCAGCACUGUUAUCAAAACCAAUAUCCAUACCCAACGUUCGCCAUAAUCGAAGACCCCCAGGCCUCCGAAAUCAGCAUGAAGCAGGUAUGUACUCAUCGCUUUGUACAUCAAACUUACUGACUCCAAUAGGGAUCAAACUUGCAGCAGCCAUCUCCACAGCUGAAACAGAAGGUGUACACUUGGGUUCCACCAGCAUCACCUUCAAACCAGGAAAAAUAGAACUACCCAAAAUAUUAACCGCUGACCCCGGAACAGCAGGCUCGACCACCCUACUUCUCCAAGUCUCCCUGCCGUGUUUGCUAUUCUCUUCCUCCCCCACUUCCCCUUCUACGAUAACUCUCCGCGGAGGGACGAAUGCAACCCAAGCUCCCCAGAUAGAUUAUAUCCAGCAUGUUUUCUUGCCAUUCAUGAAACGCCAUUUUGGCGUAGACGUUGCACUCAAGAUCAUGCAACGAGGCUACUUCCCCAGAGGGGGCGGAUCAGUCUGGUGUAGUGUUCCCCCGCUCACUGAGGCACUUCCUCCAGUAACGCUUACAGAGAGGGGCCCCGUUCAGGUCAUCAGAGGUGAAGCACGGGUCGGAGGGCUUCCUUUCAUCCUUGCCGAACGCAUGAAGAACGCUGCGCGUGCUACACUACUGGCUGGUGGUGUUUCUCCCACUAUUAUCCGCAUUGACGCAGUCAGAGAAACUCAGGAACAGGCGUUCGGAAGUGGAGGGGGAAUAUUGCUGUUCGCUGAGACUGACAACGGCUGCGUGAUAGGGGGAUCCUCAGUCAGCACGAGAAGUAAAGCUCCAGAGGAAAUUGGCAACGAAGCUGCAGAGGAGCUCCUUCGCAAUCUUCGUCAUGAUGGAUGCGUAGAUGAGUAUCUGCAGGACCAGAUAAUCAUUUUCAUGGCUAUCGCAAAGGGCCGCUCAACAGUCAAGACCGGACCUCUGACAGAUCAUACAAGAACUGCAAUAAAAAUAGCGGAACAAAUGACUGGCGCUACAUUUCAUCUCGAGGAGAAUCCAUCAGGUUUCGUCAUUAUAAGCUGCGACGGCAUCGGCUAUACCCCAAGCCCAUAG